AUGAGAGACGAUUGUGGCACAUUCGAGUUCUUGGAGCAGGGCACUUGUCGCGAUCUCGCCCUAAACCUUCUCCGCCAUCGGUAUCGCGGUCGCAAUCGGCGUCUCCGUCCUCGGCGCCGCCUGGGGAUCUACAUCACCGGUAGUAGCUUGAUCGGCGCUGCAAUCAAGGCUCCUCGAAUCACUUCCAAAAAUCUCAUUAGUGUAAUCUUCUGUGAAGCUGUUGCUAUAUAUGGUGUUAUUGUGGCUAUUAUUCUUCAAACAAAAUUAGAAAGCGUUCCAGCAGCAAAUAUCUAUUACCCAGAGUCUCUUAGGGCUGGAUAUGCAAUCUUUGCUUCUGGAUUAAUCGUGGGCUUCGCAAAUCUUGUUUGUGGGUUGUGUGUAGGAAUAAUUGGAAGAAGCUGUGCAUUAUCUGAUGCUCAGAAUUCCUCCCUCUUCGUGAAAAUUCUUGUGAUUGAGAUCUUUGGUAGCGCGCUUGGGCUAUUUGGAGUGAUUGUUGGAAUUAUUAUGUCAGCACAAGCAACAUGGCCAACCAAAGUUUAGUUUCCACUUUAUCAGAAUGUGGUGUGGGAAUGCAAUUAUGGUAGAGCGCAAUAUAUCUUCUGUACUGCCCGGGAUUAAAUUUUUCUGUUUCCUGUUGGUAGGAAUGUAAAAUCCAGCGUAAUAGUUUACCUUCAUUACAAAUGUAGGCUGUAUUAUUUACAAAUGAGUUGUUAGCAGGUCUUGUGUAUC
Molecule: messenger RNA, 729 nt
Organism: Vigna umbellata (rice bean)
Lineage: Eukaryota; Viridiplantae; Streptophyta; Magnoliopsida; Fabales; Fabaceae
Source: RefSeq, a predicted model, not a curated record